This is a messenger RNA of Diaporthe batatas, 3531 nucleotides long. RefSeq lists its product as uncharacterized. The coding region runs from base 1 to 3531 and encodes 1176 amino acids. The transcript has 2 exons. Lineage: Eukaryota; Fungi; Ascomycota; Sordariomycetes; Diaporthales; Diaporthaceae. The record is from RefSeq and is a predicted model, not a curated record.
AUGGCACCCAUCAAGAACAAGAAGACGCGCACUGGCGCCGAUCGCGUCGACCCGAAGCAUAUGACCUUCGAAGAGAGGUUCGCGGCGGUCACUGGCAUGGCCCCCGAGCCAAAGAUCCUCACCGACAAACCCUUUUCGAAGCGCCCUGGCUUUGCGAGUGUGAGGGAGUCUGCCCUCUGCUCCCUCGUGAGCCCCGAGAACUCGACUCUGGCCCGUUUCCUGCGCGAGGAGGAGAAGGCCAUGGACAACCUGACCGGUGUCCUGCGUCGCAUCGACGAGCUCGAGGCCAAGGUCGAGCGCCUCUCCGACCCCGCCUCCUCCGCAGACCUUCUCACCACAGAGAUGGCUGCUGCGUCGCCCGCGCGCUUUGAGAAGCUGUGGAAGAUGGCCAAGUCUGCCAAGGCCGGUCAGGAGGCCUUGAACAACCACGUGACGGCUUGGACCCAGUGGGCACAACAGCAGAUCAUCCAGCUCGACGACAAUGUCAAUACGGUGGACAAGCACUUUGUGAAGAGCUCGGACAACGACGAGUUCAAGACUGAGACCAGCAACAAGGUCAAGUCCCUGCUGAAGCAGCUCGAGCAGCACAAGGGCGCAUCGCACAAAGAGAUCACAGGGCUCAAGAAGAACAUCACGGGCGAGCUGGAGGCACUCAAAGCCAUGGUGGAGAAGUCCAAGGCCGAGGGCCAAGCCUCAGCAAAGGCCGAGGAGGUCCAGGGGCUCAAGGACAAGUCUGAGGAGCACGGCGGGUACAUCAGCAACCAGGGCGAAGAACUCAAGAAGCUCAAGGAGGAGAACCAGGCGCAGGCUACUCUGAUUGCCCAGCAGGGCGAGAAGCUUGCCGAGCAGGAGAAGCAGAUUGCGGACCUGAACGCCGGACAAAAGGUCCAGGACGCCGAGCACGAGAAGCUCAAGCAAUUUGUCCUGAGCCUUGCUGCCCACACCGGCUUUCAGAACAACAGCCAGCAGUUCCCUGGUCCUGGCCCCGGCCCUGGCCACCAGCAACAGCAACAACAGCCUCCUCCUCAGCCUGGCCCCUCCAACCAAGCUCAAGGACCCCAGGGAAAUGGAGCCUGGACACCACCACCAGGCCAAGGCUCUCAGCCAGCUGAUGAUGUGGACAUGGAGGGGUCCGAAAACCCUGUCGAGGACGACUCCCCGAUGAGGGAUGCGCCGCAGGAGCCUCAGCUGCCUCACGGGCAACUCCAUCUGCCUGAGCCUCCCCAGCCUCGACCCAUUCACCCCCAGUUCCAGCAGCCUCCACCUCACCAGGCUCCAUCUCCACAGCCCCAGUUCGCACCUCAGCCGCCGCAGCCAAGCAGCGCAGGGCUCGAUGACAUCGCAAUGGGUGAUGAAGGACCAGUUGUCUCGGGCAACAACGCCAACGCGGGAGCGACACCAACCACCGCUCCUCCAGCUGAGGCGCCCCUCUUCAAUUUCGACCAGCCAACUUUUAACAACCCGAACUCAUUUUCCUUUAAUGGCACUGCCCCCGCUGUGAACCAGCCGCAGGUCAACUGGGGGGCUACGAUGGGACCCCUGAGCUUCGGUCCUCCACCUCAGCUCGCUGCCGAUGACGAUGAGCGGCCACACCCUUCCAUGGCCAACAUGACUCUGGCCCCAGCUGCACUGCCCUCUCCUCCACCAAGCCAGCCUUCCCCCACUCAUGCUGGCGCUUUCGGUCCUGCAGCUGGCCAGCCUGUUCCAUUCCCGGCUGCCACCUUCAACCACCCAACAGGUCAGCCUGCUGCCGAUAUGAGGUCACCUGUAAAUAAUGGUGCCUCUCCUGCCACCAACAUCAACGGUGGCCCAGCCUCUCAUGCUCCGCGCCCACCAUCCCCUGAACUCGGUUCACCCGCUGUGACCGCCAGACUCAACGGUUUCCCAGCCUCAGAUGCUCCCCGCCCGGCCGGACACACCGGCGGCCGACCAUCAUCCCCUGAACUCGGCUCAGCCUCUGCCGCCGCCCAGCCCUGGAGACCCACGAUCAAACCCAAGGGGGCCCAGAAGAAGAAGGCCAGCAUCUUCAUGCAGAAGAAGCCGGCAGCAAACCCCGGCAGCCCAGCCUCGGUAACAAGCAAGGCCCAGACGAUCGAGAGCCAUGCCGCCUCGUGGGCCAAGAAGAAGCAGGAAGCCUUCCGUGCUGGGAAGCUGCCCGAGUCUGAGCAGGCAUCCUCACCCCGGGCACCAGAGGCGCCGAUGACACCAGCCGACGACGAAUCCGCAGAAUGGAUCAAGGAGCUCGCCGGCGAGGCCUCAGAACGGAUGAAGGAGCUCCGGUCAAGGGCCAACCCGUCGCCCUUCGCGGCCAAGCCCAAGCCCACCACCAACAAGCCAACCACCUCAGCAUACGGGACCAGCUCCUCUGCCACGCAUGACACCGUCGAGUCGGAGGACCCGGGCAACAUCUUCCUCAGGGACAUGGCCGAGGAGCCCAAGCCACAGCCACAGCCCAAGCCAGAGCCCACGCACGUCCACGAGCCCGAGCUGAACCCCCGCAAACACACCAGCCAGCAGCACCGCGCCGCCCCGUCCGUCGAGGUCGAGGAUGACUCCCCGAUGGACAACGGCCGCAGGACGCUGAAGCCCAAGGGCCGCGCCGGCAAGAUGUCGCCCGGCAAGGCCAAGGAGAUGAUCGAGGACCAGCACGUCGACCAGGCGUUCGCCAUGUGGGACUUUGCAAAGGCAGCCACCCCGCCCAAGUCUCCCGCCUCUGACGCCUCCGGCAGCGGCUCCUCCCCAUCCUCCUCCAAGAUGACAAGCGGGCUGGUCCAGGAGCGCGCAUCUCAGGAUGACGCCGCCGCCUCCUCGGACGACAACGGCGAGCACGCCCAGAAGGUGAUGCGGGUCACGCGGCCGGACGAGCCCCGCCUGACCGCCAAGCCGCGCAGCCUCAUGAAGCGCAUGACCAAGGACCAGAUCGAGGGCCACCGGGAGGUGGAGGCGCAGAUCGUGGCGGACGAGGCGGACGAGCGGCGGCGCCUGAAGGCGGCCAAGGACAAGAUCGAGAAGGCCCUCGCGGCACAGGACGACGUCGUCGACUACGGCGACCCCUCGGACGCGAACGACGAGGACACGCACAUCACCGUGGUGCUGUCCCCCACCGAGCCCACCAAGCCCGCCAAGGCCACCAGGUACUCGACCGUCAUGUUCCUCGACUGGGAGCAGAGGAUCCGCAGCAGCACGCGCAACUUUGCCAAGAUCACGCUGCAGGGCCGGGGCGGCGACGCCGUCACGCGGCGGUGGGCCGAGGCGCUCGACCACUUCGACACGGAGGUGUGGCCGCUCGACAAGCUCAUCCCGUGGGCGGGCUACGACUACGACGCGGACGGGUACACCGCCGCGCAGAUGACCAACAUCAUGAGCUACUGGGCGCAGGAGGUGUUCGUCACGGCGCUGGAGAAGGUCGUCGAGAGCUUCAAGAAGGGCCCGAGCCCGGCCCUGGAUGAGGAGAAGGGCGACAUGAUCCACAAUAAGAUCCUGGAGCAUGGGAAGAAGUACCUCCGGGAGCACGCCCCUGAUGUCGUCUAG